Molecule: messenger RNA, 349 nt
Organism: Cetraspora pellucida
Lineage: Eukaryota; Fungi; Glomeromycota; Glomeromycetes; Diversisporales; Gigasporaceae
Source: the annotation of a GenBank genome assembly
AUGGAUAUUCAAAGGAUCCCAACUCUAUUUCUCGCAUCAUUAUAUGGUGGAUAUGCUAUUUUGCAAGGAGUAAUUGGGCUUAUAGCUGUAUUGGGAUUCUCGAGACGAUCAUCCCUUAUUGCCAGAGUACUUGUCCGUACUUAUGUUGUAAUAAUAAUAUUAGGUGCCAUACGAGGAAGUUUGAUGGCUUGGUCAAUAUUCUAUGGCCAAGAACAUAUAAACUGGGAAUGUAAUAAUGGAGGCAAGAGAUGGAUUGAUCCUUCGACGAUUGAUCCGAAUGUACUGCAACCCGUUGAUACAAGAUUAAUGCCAUCAACGUUUUGUCAGGUCGGUUUACAAAGCGCCGCAG